Messenger RNA from Triticum dicoccoides, 978 nucleotides. RefSeq names its product gamma-gliadin-like. Gene Ontology annotation, molecular function: nutrient reservoir activity. Lineage: Eukaryota; Viridiplantae; Streptophyta; Magnoliopsida; Poales; Poaceae. The record is from RefSeq and is a predicted model, not a curated record. The annotation marks the transcript as partial. The transcript has a single exon.
CCACCGCCAAUAUACAGGUCGACCCUAGUGGCCAAGUACAAUGGCCGCAACAACAACCAUUCUCCCAGCCCCAACCAUUCUCCCAGCAACCACAACAAGCGUUUCCCCAACCCCAACAAACAUCCCCCCUUCAACCACAAUAAGUAUUUCCCCAACCACAACAACCACAACAACAAUUUCCCCAGCCCCGGCAACCACAACAACCAUUUCCCCAGCCCCAACAACCCCAACUACCAUUUCCCCAACAACCCCAACAACCAUUCCCCCAGCCUCAUCAACCCCAACAACCAUUUCCCCAGUCACAACAAACCACAACAACCUUUUCCCCAGCCCCAACAACAAUUCCCGCAGCCCCAACAAAAGCAACAAUCAUUUCCCCAGCAACAACAACCGUUGAUUCAGCCAUAUCUACAACAACAGAUGAACCCCUGCAAGAAUUACCUCUUGCAGCAAUGCAACCCCGUGUCAUUAGUGUCGUCCCUCGUGUCAAUGAUCUUGCCACGAAGUGACUGCCAGGUGAUGCAGCAACAAUGUUGCCAACAACUAGCACAGAUUCCUCGGCAGCUCCAGUGCACAGCCAUCCAUAGCGUGGUGCAUGCCAUCAUCAUGGAGCAAGAACAACAAGGCAUACAGAUCCUGCGACCACUGUUUCAGCUCGUCCAGGGACAGGGCAUCAUCCAACCUCAACAACCAGCUCAAUAUGAGGUGAUCAGGUCAUUGGUAUUGAGAACCCUUCCAAACAUGUGCAACAUGUAUGUCCGACCUGACUGCUCCACCAUCAACGCACCAUUUGCCAGCAUAGUUGCCGGCAUUGGUGGCCAAUGAAAAAUGCUAAUAGGUAGAUGGAUCAUCGUUGCUUAGCUGAUGCACCAAUGGUUGUAACGAUGACAAAUAAAAUGGCAUGCACCAUCAUGUGUGACCCCGACCGGUGCUAGUUCAAGCUUGGGAAUAAAAGAUAAACAAAGUUCUUGUUUGCUA